AGAUUGUUGGGGUGGGGUGGCUGUAGAUACUACUUCCUCGUCAAGCAACAAACACAAGGUCAUGAUUCAAGUGUAGCUGCAUUGUCGACACGGCGUGUGGUUUAUAAGAGUCAUGUACUGAGGUGUCGCUAAUCGUAUGGACAGUGCCAAGUGUUACAGCAUCAUUACGACACAUGCUGGCCUCAGUGGGGAACACAAUCUACACAAGCCAGAGUGUCGGAUACCUGUGACUGGGACACAGAUACCUUAGCUGUGUGUGUGAUAGUACGUCAGUUCAAUAGUAUUGACGAGUUGAGGUGUUUCGGGACGAUCAGUUGCACUGAAAAGGAUAAAGCUAGCUGCUGGGAUGUGACAAAGCCAUGUUGACAAUAAACAUGCUGUGAAUUCUAAGUAAUAUAACUGGUUUCUCCUGGCUGUAUGGACAUGGAUGUUCCACUUACACUCGUGUUGUGGGUGUGUGUGUUUACGACAUACACAAAGGGUUCGAACUCCCUACAACUAACAAGUUCUCCAGCAACAGCAUCGCCAGGCCAGCCGUACACCUUGAUGUGUAGCAGUAGUGGCAGUGCUGGCAGGAGUAGAGCGUGGUACUGGAGGACUGAUGUAAUCUUUCGUACACGUUAUGUAUCAGACACACAGUGUCCAGUAGAUGUAUCCAACAAUGACGUGUACAACCAUCUGUCAGGGCGUAUCAAUGUAACCUGUAGUUACACCCAGCACAAUGUGACUCUCAGGAUCCUCACUCCCACAGAUAAUGGAUCUGUGUGGUGGUGUUGGGAUAGUCAGAGUGAUCAGGAGAGCAACAGAUUGACAAUACACGUAGUAAACCUUACGACAGAGUCAUCAACAACUACGAUUGCAGCAACUUCAGCUACUGCAGCUACUACAACAACUACAGCUACUACAGCAAACUUUGAUAUCUCCACAAGCACGUCUCUUCAAGGAGUGGUAUGUCCACUUUGCAAAGAUGCACCAAACGUCGUCUAUAUUGCCGUAGGAGCAGCGGUGGGUGGCAUUCUUGUUGGUUGCGUCAUCACCAUCAUCGUCGGCAUCAUAUGGAUGAGAAGGAGGAACACCAGUAAAGAAGACGAUGCGAGCGCAUCGAAUAUCUACACUUCCCCGUCUCAUUACGAGGACAUGGGCCACCAGUAUGGUAAAGUGGAGAUGCAGUACGUCAACACCGUGGAAGGUAUUGGGAGUGGUUCCCCAGAUUCCGUGAACAAAGAGGACCAAGCAGGUAACGCAGCCUACUACAACACAGCUGGCCAACAUCAGCAUCGUGAUGAAGAUGCAGAUACAGGAGAUACAACUUACUACAACACUGCACGUGAUGCUGACAACUAGAAGCAUACUGUUACACCACCGACAGCUGGCAUUCCAGCUCUUAUUUAUGUCCGCGUAGAGGACAUCCUGUUCUAUAACAAAGCGGGUUGAUGAAUAAGCUUUCCUAGGAAAAGUAACUCGAUUAUUUAGAAUUGAUAAGAUUGUGAUACCAACAGAAUAGCAUACAUCUGUUUGAAGCAACAGUCCAUCUACCUUUUACCACAAGCGCUUCCUUGAAGCAGUGUAUGUGUGUUUUGGGGUUUUGAUUCUGCAAUUGGCAGUGUUUUUCUUUUUUCUUUUUGUAUUUUAGCUAUUUUAUAUUCAAUAUAGUAAAGAAUAUUUUGAAAGUCGGUACAGAAAAAAGGAUAUAGAAUGUUUCUGAGACGUUUUUCGGGUAGUUCAAAGUGAUGUGAAGAUAGGAGGAGACUGUAUUUCAGUAUAGGUAAUUAAAGUAUACAAUAUCUUCCAAACAAGAGGAAAAUGUAUUGCAUUUUACAAUUUGAUUGAAUGAGCUUAUGACGCAAAGUUAUUGUAUGUCCCAUUGGCUGAUAUGGUGAUCUCGGGGUGGUUAGGAUGUAAAAUAAAUAAAUAGUGUUCUCCA
Molecule: messenger RNA, 1924 nt
Organism: Haliotis rufescens (red abalone)
Lineage: Eukaryota; Metazoa; Mollusca; Gastropoda; Lepetellida; Haliotidae
Exons: 5
Coding region: 418-1344 (308 amino acids)
Source: RefSeq, a predicted model, not a curated record